CUAUAAACCGAGCAAGGGAACUUCACGUGAAACGGUCUCUUUGCCGGAGGAACGCCUUCCUGUCCACAUAUGAUUACACGCUGGAAGAAGAUGGGUCAGCACUACCUGUGGACCUUGCUCCUUUGCCUGCAAACCUGUCUGGAAGCAGCUGGGAGUGACACAGACAUCCUGCCGGUGACUGGGAUCCUGGGGGAGUCGGUCACUUUCCCCCUAAACAUCCAACAACCGCAGCAAGUUAUCAACAUCGCUUGGAAUUCUGAGACGUCUGUUGCUUUCGUCACGCCAGGAGACCCAGGAACAGCACCCAAAGUCACCGUGACCCACCAACAUUACAAUGACCGAAUAAAUGUCUCCCGCCAGAACUACAACCUGGAGAUCAGUAAUCUGGGGGUGGAAGAUUCGGGCAUCUACAGGGCUGACAUAAAUCUGAAGAUGGCUGAAACGACGGUCACAACCACCAGGCGUUACAACCUGCAAGUCUAUCGUCGGCUUGGGAAGCCAAAGAUUACUCAGAGUUCAAUGGCAUCUGUCAACAGCACCUGUAAUGUCACACUGACAUGUUCUGUGGAAGAGGAAGAAAAGAAUGUCACAUACAGUUGGAGCCCCUUGGGGGAAGAGGGUAAUGUCGUUCGAAUCUUCCAGACCCCUGACAACCAAGAGCUGACUUACACGUGUACGGCCUGGAACCCUGUCAGCAACAGCUCCGACUCCAUCUUGGCCCGACAGCUCUGUGCAGACGCGGCAGCGGGCCUCCGUCCCCGCCACACUGGGCUGCUGAGCGGGCUGGCCGUGCUCUUUCUGUUAGUUGUCAUUGUGCCUUCAGUGCUUCUGUGCCUUCUGUGCAAAAGAGGACAAGGUUCCUACCUGAAGACCUCCAGGAAGAACUCUGAUGCCAUCUCUAGGAAAACAAUAUACGCUUACGUCAUGGUCACGAGAGAUGCCCCACCAGCAGAGGGCAGAAUCUAUGAUGAAAUCCCCCAGUCCAAGGAGCGCCCCGCCAAGGAGGAGCCCGUGAACGGGAUUUAUUCCACACUGCAGUCUGAGAAGAUGGGGAAGACCAACACUCAGGACGGCAAACCUCCUGCGACUUCAACCUAUGAAAAUGUGAUCUAGGCUCCUGGACGGCAUUCACUCUACGGACACUGAGCUUCCCACAUCAUGUGUUCCAGCAGAUGCCCCAGACCCAGACUCCCUCUGUUCGGAUCUUACCUGGAGAUAGCAAACCAUCACCCCAAUACGGGACUUUUCGUGACUGGAGGUGAUGACCCUUCCCAGCAACCCCGUAUGUAGAAAGGAUUGAUGUUUCGCGCACCGCCUGGGACGCCCUGACCACGCUCAGUGUCCGGGAGGGGCCCCGGUGCACGGCCUCCACGGUCCACGCAGCACCUUGGGCAAAUUAGGCAAAAACCCCCUUUUCCGGAGGCGGAUACAGCCCCUCCCAAGUGUGUGGCUUGGCAAGCAGAGGGUGGGCUGCAUUUCAGCCUCCUCUUGCCCCUCUGCCCGGGAACUUUUGUGCAGGGGACAGCUGGCUGGACCAGCCCAACCAACCACAUGUGACGGUGUCGCCUGGGAAGCCAUGGGAGGGGUAGCUCUCCGCUGUGCAGACGCACCCUCCAAACGGGGUGGUGGAAAGUGGUCUUUCUGUAGGGACGAGGUGGUCGGGGCAUAUUUCUUCGGGCUGUACUUCAGAAGCCUUUUCAGCUUUUCUUUCUAGCCAAGCUUUCCACGUGACUGGGCGCUUGAGUGCCCAGAUAUUAACAUUAUUCUAGGGGUAUCCACGAGGGUGUUCCUGGAUGAGAUUAACAUUUGGAUUAGUAGACCGAGUAAAGUAGGUUAAUCCCCACUCCAGUACGGGCGCCCGUCACCAAAUCCAUCAAGAGCCUGGGUAGAAGAAGAAGGCAGAGUAAAGGAGGAUUCGUUCUCUCUGCCUGACCGUCUUGGAGCUGGGACAUCAGUGCUCCUGCCCUAGGAUUUGGAUUUGGAUUUGGACUGGAGCUUCCACCAUCAGCUCUCCAGCUGGCUGACUGCAGACCUGGGGAUUUCUCAGUCUUCAUCACCACUCAAGCCAGCUCCUUGUUGUAGAUAUCGCUUUCCUGUUGGCCCCGUUUCUCUGCAGAGCCAGACUAACACCUAUUCCAAGCAGCCUCAGCAAGAAGAGACCAUACCCAGUAUCCUACUGGCCAAAAGGAAUUGACGGGCUAUAUUUCUGGCACUUUAGGAGAACUGAGUACAACCCAACCAUCGAAACGAUCUCCAGUCAAAUUAAUCAUGGCUUUUUAAAACUCCUUUCCCCCCUGGGUCCUCAGUUCUUUCUGCCCCACAGCAUACGUCAUUAUUUGUUUCCCUCCACGCUGUAUACGCUUAGGGGCAGGAUCCAUGACGUCAUGACAUUAAAGAGUGACCACGAGAGAUGAGAGUGUCAGUCACUCGUGCCUCCACCGCCCCAAACACCAUGCCUUGGGCCCUGAUGUGAAUAAAUGCGACUGAAUAGAAUUGAAAAUGACCAGCCAGCUCAAAUGGAAGGUACACGUUGCAAGUGUGGAUAGACAGAAGCCAAUACGAGUGGCGGCAUCCGAUCAUGGCAAGCGUUAAAUGUCAGAAGGCAGACGUCGGUGUACGGCCAUGGGGGUGGGGGGGAGACUUUCAGAGUUAGACCAACGUACACAUGAACUGAAGCAGUGAACCAGGUGUGAGGUGAGAGGCAGUCACCCUAGGGAGACACGUGAAGGAAGAAAUAAAGAGACUUGUCCUAAGGAUGGAGAAGCCCCAAAGUGACAUUCAACAGACCCUAAAAUAGAAGCAUGUCUCACCUUCCCCUGAGUUGAGGGACCCCUCCUGAACGUCGCCCUUCUCCAACCCGCCCCGCCUCUCCCUGGUGCGCUCAGCCAGUCAAAUUGCUAGUGUCCUAGAGCCCCCCUGGCGAGUGGGGAAGAAGGAAAAGAGCCAGAGGCCAGAGUCCCUUGGGUCUCCCGUGAGAACACGCCGGGAAUUCUUCACGUGGCCUUUGGGACUGAGGACCACCGAGCUCCUGUCUCUCACUCUUCCCUUCCUGUGGAUCUUCCGAUUUAUGAAGGUGGAAGCUACUCACCCCAUCCCUUCAGGGCUCGGUGUUCAGAUUCCGCUUCUGUAAAAUGGGGGUGAUCUUCAUUUCCACAGAUUUAAGACGAACUAGAUUGUGACCGACGGGUCUAUGCAACUAUUCCUUCGAUGGAACGGAAUCUCGUAUCACGCCCAGAUGGGCCAGCUUUCCCAAAUGGGUGUUGAAAUUGAAAUCUCGGGGCCCCUAGGUAGCUCAGUCGGAUGGACAUCUGAGGUCGACUCAAGCCAUGAUCUCCCAGCUCUUGAAUUCGAGCCCCACAUUGGGCUCUCUGCCAUCAGCACAGAGCCCACUUCGGAUCCUCUGUCUCCUUCUCUCUCCGCCCCUCCCCUGCUUGCACUCUCUCUCUCUCUCUCUCUCUCUCUCUCAAAAAGAAAUUGAAAUCUCAGGGGCAGGGCCCCCUAGUGGCAAGAGAAGGUAAGGCAGCACCUCCCCAGGGGCUUGUGGGUCCACGUGGGCCUUUUCUGUAGAGAACUUGAGAAACAAUGCAGGGAAUGCCUUUCAGAAAAAGAAAGUGAAGCCGAUUUAAAACGGGAUGUUUUCAAAAAAAGCUAUAGAAUGCUCUAAACUACACAGCCCACACGAGAAGAACUUGACUGGGCCACUUUGGAAAACGGGCAAAGGAAAGGCGACCGACCUGUCUGGCAUUUCUCAGAUUCAGCCCGGAGAAAAGAAAUGGCCGGGCCAUAUUUUCUUCCAGAUGCAUUACUUUUCUUCUGCUUGACUUUUCCCUGAGUUUUCCUUGAUUUGAGUAAUUUUUUGCAGAAUCAUUAGUGACAGUCUCUACUGGCUGUAAAAUGAAGUUUGAAGAAGGAGACAGAAGGAAGAAGGGUAUUGACUGGUCCCAAAAUGCAGGCUUCGAUGCUGGAGCGCCUGCGUCGGCAUCCUGGUUUCUUGGUUCUGAGACGUCGGGCAAUUUAGGCUCACCUCUCUGGGCCUCAGUUUCCCUGCUUGUAAAAUGGGGGUAAUAACGGCUCCUACCACAUAGGGUUGAUGUAGGGACUAAAUGAGGCUGCCCUGUAAGAACGUGCCUGCAAAUUGUUCUUAUAGGCCCAACACCUCCAUCGGAUGCUAACUCUGUACAACAGGGUUCUUGUAGCACAAAUGUAGCCGAUAUUGUGCUAAAUUAGUGUUGUGUGCCGAACUCUUAACUCUCAGCCCUCCCACAUCAAUGCUUGUUCCUUCCAUCAUUUUGCUUACCACGCUGCCCUCCUCUGCCCCCAGCUCCCCAGCCAGACGACAGAACGGGGCUGGUCCGAAUAAUAAUAAUAAUGCAAACAGAGAACUCCUGAGGGCGAGAGACCCGGACAGUUCAUUAAGGGUUUAGUUUGUGUAUCAGCUGCUACACUAGAUGCUUUAUACUUCAUCCAAAAUUCACAACAACCCUGUAGAGUAGAAGUUAGUUCUUCUAGGGGCGCCUGGGUGGCUCGGUCGAUUGAGCGUCCGACUUUGGUUCAGGUCAUGAUCUCGCGGUUCGUGAGUUCGAGCCCCGUGUCAGGCUCUGUGCUGACAGCUCAGAGCCUUGAACCUGCUUCGGAUUCUGUGUCUUCUUCUCUCUCUGCUCCCCACCCCCCCCCCGCUCUCUCUCUCUCUCUCUCAAAAAUGAUAAACAUUAGAAAUUAGUUCUUCUAGUCUCCAUUAAGACAGAGGGAAUAAAUACUUAGCAAAAUCAGUCAGCUUGGGAAGACAGGACUUGAAGUCAGGACCCUGUCACCAAGGGUGACUCCCAACACCCAGCACUUUGCUUGACCCUUCAUAGGGGGAUGACAAAAUAUUUGUUGAAUGACUGCGUACAUAUAAUCGUAUUUUAAAGUCACCAAGAGCAGCUCCAAGUAAAUGUAUUCAUGUAUUAACUCCAUUGUGUGGAUAACCAUUCAACCCCUCUAUUGGGAACACCCAUUAAAGAAUCUUGCGUGGAGCUCUCCGUCUGCAUUUUGGGUAGGGCUGGUUUCACAGCAAACAAGGGAUCCAGGUCAUAAGCACUUCUGCUGAGUUUCGCAAACCGAGAGAAAUAGAGUACGAAUUUCCACUAUUAAUAUCAGAAGAAUAACAGAAACAGAGGAGGAAGGAAGAAUUGUGUGACACUAUUUAAUAGCUUAAAAACAGCUGUGUACCAGGGAGUCUGGGUGGCUCAGUCAGUUAAGUGACCGGCCCUUGAUUUCGGCUCAGGUCAUGGUCUCACGGUUUGUGAGUAUGAGCCCCGCGUCGGGCUCUGCCCUGAUGCCCAGGGCCUGCUUGGGAUUCUCUCUCUCUCUGCCCCUCCUCUGCUCGCUCGCUCUCUCUCUCCCUCUCUCUCCAAAUAAACAAAAACAUUAAAAAAAAUUUUUUUUUAAGUAUUUAAAAAACCGAGCUGUGUACCUUUAAACUUUCAUGACCCGCCAUAAUCAUAAUGGCUAACACGGAUUAGUACCUACUGUAUGCCAUUUCCCACCCUGCUGUUUUAUGUGUACUAACUCGUUUAAAGCCCACAAGAAACGCUGAAACUCAUCGACUCCCUAAAGUGGAUGCAGCCCUCCUCCAUUUCACAAAGGAAGAAACGGAGUCACAGAAAGGCUAAGCUCGUCCAAGUUAAUAUUGAAACCAGGAUGCCACUCGUGGCCCGCCAGGUCCCGGGGCUGUUUGCGGAACCACUGUGCUCGCUGCCUCCCCAGCCCGCAGCUUCCCAAGGAAGAAAACUUACAUUCUUGACUCCAGAGCCCCUCCAUCCAAAAGUCACUAGGUCUUGUCAAGGGCAACUCAACCAUGUCCCCUCACGCUGCCCAGCUCUCAACACACCCUCCCUCCCGGGGCCCACUCUUCCAGAUCAUUCCCUAUCACUCAGUCCUUUAUCGCUAUUACCUGGGCUCUCACCACAUAAUGAGCAAUCUCCAAACCACGGGCCUUGUCCUUUGUUUUUCUGCUGAAAAAUUUUUCUUGUGGGACCAGACUCCUGAGCAAUCUGACCCAUCAGAACUUCCAGGCCUUCCUCCUACUUUCUCCCUCGGCUCCAGUCACACGGAAGUACGCGAGUCCAUGAACCCACCAGACCCUUUCCUGCUCCACCCCUUUGCCGAUGCUGUGUUAUCUGCCUGGGGUAUGCCUUCGCCCCUUUCCAGCCCUAGCUAUUUCAUGCUUCAAGGAUCAGUCUGAGGACCCCUCUUUGUGCAGGCUUCUAAAACCUCCCACUCAAAGCUAAACAUAUAGACCCCUUGUAAAUUUCCAUUAAUAAACGAUUUGUUGUGCAUAAA
Felis catus (domestic cat) is the source of this 6324-nucleotide messenger RNA. RefSeq names its product CD84 molecule (gene CD84). The transcript has 8 exons. Lineage: Eukaryota; Metazoa; Chordata; Mammalia; Carnivora; Felidae. The record is from RefSeq and is a predicted model, not a curated record. Gene Ontology annotation, biological process: positive regulation of monocyte chemotactic protein-1 production; regulation of macrophage activation; T cell activation. Bases 70 to 1113 code for a protein of 347 amino acids. Gene Ontology annotation, cellular component: external side of plasma membrane.